CUUACGCCCGCCAAAAGUGAUGUUGUUCGCACCAUCAAAGAUAAUAAGUAGCGCCAUUAUUGUUAUGUUGUUUAGAUAUGUGUUGAGCCAUGGGAAGCGAAAAUGAAAAUGCUGACAGCAAUGUAAAAGUUUACGGGCGUCUCGGAGAAAAUGAAGACAUAAUUCUCACUGAUACUUCACUUUUUAAAGAUGUUAAAUUUUAUAUCAGCGGCAAAGCUCAAGAUAAUGUUUUGCGUUUGCUGUUGGACGGCGGCGGGGAGCGUAUGAAUUAUUUUUAUGAUUUUGUUACCCAUUGCAUUAUAGGUGAAGAUGCGUCUGAAAGUGAUAUUAGUGAUGCAAAGGAAUUAUAUGAAGUGCCAGCUGUAAAUCAGAAUUGGGUUUUACUAUCAGCGCAGUGCAGGAAACUUUUACCUACAUCAGGAUUCCCACCAGAAGGAACACAGCUUUUUGUUAGAGUCACAGCAUGCCUCUCUCAGCUCAGCUACGAAGAUGCCAAAGCCCUUUGGGCAAUGGUAACAUUCAAUGGUGGUAAAUGUCAGCUUCAGCUUGAUAGAAGCUGCACUCACUUGAUUAUAUCAAAACCAGCUGGUGACAAAUAUGAGUGUGCACUACGAAAAGGUGUUCAGAUAGUGACUCCUGAUUGGAUACUGCGCUGCAUUUCAACGCGUUCUUUGUGUGAUGAGAAGCAGUAUGAUCCACGACUUUUAACGUUCCCCAAGCCUCAAUCUCCUACACAACAGACAUCAGAUUUUGAGUUAGCAGGGGAUUUGUCUACAGCUGAAAUAUUAGGUUUCUCAGAUGUGACUAACUUCAAGCAAGAGCAACAGCCACAACAGCAGCAGCAGCAGCAACAACAACAACAACCACCGCCACUACCACCUCCACAGCAGCAGCAACAACAACAACAACAGCAACAUCAACAACAAUUAUUGCAGCAGCAGGAUGGCACUAUUCUGUCAUUGCCUACGGCAUCUCUUGGCAUCCAACAGGCAGCUGGAGCAACAGUUAACAAAGCUUCUCUUCUUGAACAACUGAAGCAGCGUAUGCCUUGGAAUCAGCCACCACAGCAACAGGCAACUCCUCAGCUACAACAGUUGCAACUAAUACAGCAGCAGCAGCCCCAGCAGCAACGGGUUAUGCAACCUCAGGCUGCAAUGCUGCGGCAGCAGGCUCUCCUUCAACAACAGAGAGUCAUUCAGCCACCUGGGCCUCCUUGGAGGCAAGUUGGGCAACUACAGCAACAGCAGAUUCAGCAGCAGCAGCAACAACAACAACAACAGCAGCAGCAGCAACAGCAGCAGCAACAGCAGCAGCAGCAACAGUUGCAACAACAGCAUCUUGUGCAGCAAGUAGUUCAGCAACAAACUCAGCAGCAGCAGCAGCAGCAACAACAACAACAGCAACAGCAACAGCAACAAGUGCAACUUCAGCAGCAGCAGUUGCAACUUCAGCAGCAGUUACAGCUGCAGCAACAGCAGCAACAAGGCCAACCUCAACAGCAGUUGCAGCUCCAGCAGCAGUUGCAACAAUUACAGCUCCAAAAGCAGCAGCAACAGCAGCAGUUGCUGUUGCGAGAAGCUGGCCAGCAACAGUAUACAGUAGCGGCAGUGCAGCGAGAUGUGACGUGGCAACAGCAGCAGCAACAGCAGUACCAGCUUCAGCAGCAGCGUCAGAUACAGGUAGUGCAACAACAGCAGCAGCACCAGCCUCAACCACCGCCACAGCAGCAGCAACAGCAGAUCCAAUUGCAGCGACAAGUUGUAUGGGGCCAGCAGGGCCAACCUCAGGGUCCUCCACGACAACUUAUUCACCUAGAUGCUCAGAUGGUAGCUCAGUUAGAGCAAAUGGAUAGUCAGAGGCGAGUUUUAGUAUUACAGAAACUACAAAAACAAAGGCAACUUCAAUUGCAGCGUCAGAUGCAGCAACAGCAGCAGCAACAACAGCUAGCGAGGGCUGCCCCUCCUGGCACUCCGGCACCUGUUAUGCAGCAGCAGGUGGUGCAGCAACCACAGCAAGCUGUCCCACAGCAACAACCGCAGCCACAGCAGCAGUUGGUGAAAGUGCCUCACGGGUUGUCACCUCAGCAGCAAUUACGCUGGGUGCAACAACACCGCCAGCUGCUUCAGCAGCAGCAGCAGCAGCAGCAGCAAGCACAGCAGCAACAGCAGCAAGCACAGCCUCGUCCUCAGCAGGUCCUCCAGCAGGCCGGUGCAGUGCUGAGGCAGGUGCCGGGUCAGCAGCAGUUGGUGGCGGCAGGAGUGGGGCAGCCGCAAACUGCCGGCGGGAACUGGCUGCCGCAGCAGCCAGUCGCUGAUGGUGCUCAGCCUGCUGCUGCUGCUGCUGCUGCUGCUGCAGCAGCAGCAGGUGUCGUACAGCAAGCAGGAGCAACUGUCGCAAGUUCUACCCAGCAACAGCAGCAACAACUCCAACAGCAGCAGCUGCAACUACAAAGGCAACAGCAAAUGAGGCUGCAACAGCUGCAGAUGCAGAGGGAAGCAGCAGUUUUGGCGCAAGCGCAGAAACAGCAGCAGCAGCUGGUUGUUCAACAGCAGCAGCAACAGCAGCCUCCGGUCCAGGCAAGACCCACACUUCCACCACAAGCACAGGUUCAGUCCUUGCCUCAAGCGGCAGUCCAGUCUCCAGUUCAAGCUGCACCCACUGAGGAUGUUCUGCAACAAGAGGCAUUUCAGGUGCAGCAACAGCAGCAGCAGCUGGUAGUAAACCCAAACACAAAGACUGCACUGGCCAACAUGCUAAGCAUUCGGUUGCAGAGUGGAGGGGAACGAAGUGCUGCGGGCCAGCUAAGGCUCAUGACAGCACAGCACCAUGCUCAACAACAGCAGCAGCAGCACCCCUCCCUGGACCCUCAGCUGCUUGCUGCCUACCAGCAGCAGCGACGUGCUCUAGCCAAUGUAGCCAACACUACAGUAGCGGGUGCGGGGCUGGCUCCUCCACCUGUUGUUGGACUGCAGCAGCAGCAACAGCAGCAGCCACAACCACCAAUACCUCAAGCACAGCAGCAGCUCGCUGCAGUUCCUUCACAACCCCCGCAGGUUCCGGGAGCCAUACCGUACUCUCAGACAGCAGCAACUGCAGCUAGAGUGGCAGCAGCACUUGCAAAAUCCGCCCAGGGAGCUGCUGCCCCACCUCAGCCACCACGUGCACAACAACAGUUUUAUGGUCACAAUCCUAACCUUAAACUUCCACCUGACCUCUGUCUCUUGGGCUGUAUCUUUUUCUUUGUGGGUUAUGAAAAUGAACCAGAGCUAAAUAACUGGAAGACCUUAGUUCGAAGAAGUGGUGGUGAGGUUGAAGAAACAUAUGUUCAUCGUGUUACACAUGUAAUAUGUGAUACACAGAAGAACUCAUUUGUACAACAGGCCUUGAGAGAUAGUAAACGAUGUGUCACGCCAUACUGGCUUAGUGAUGCCCUGGAGAAACAACAGGUAGUGCCACCAUCAUUGGCAGUUCAUUUUCCACGCCCUUACAAGGUUGAUGAAAAACCUUGCAAUAAUCACAUAAUAUCAUAUUCUGGUUUUGAGAAAGAAGAGAGAAGAAUGGUCCAUUUCAUGAUUGUUGAAAUUGGUGCUAAACCUACUGCCUAUUUCUCAAGAGAAAAUCACAUUCUAGUCUGUAGAAGACCAGAUGGCCAGAAGUACAAGAAAGCCCGAGAAUGGGGCAAACCAGUAGUGAAUGUGCAGUGGCUUACAGAUAUUCUUUUCGGACAAUAUUCAUGCAUUCAGCAACCAGAUAAUCCAAAAUAUCAGCAGUUUAACCUUGUAAAUCCUUUUCGAGUUGAAUAUGCUUUAAUACCAAAUCUGAUGGCUGCAUGGAAAAUGCCAAUCAAUAUAACACAGGAAUCAUAUGACAAAUUGCAAAAAAGUCCACCUAGUCAGCGGAGACAUAAACGAGCUCGGCUUGACUGUGAAAAUUCUGUGAUUCCUCCAGUUGAGGAGGAGCCACUGGGUGAGGUAGCAGUUACAAAUCCUGAUCCACCACCUCCUGACAAGAGGCCACGCUUCAUUCUGUCAGGGUUAUCUAAUGAAAAUGAGGUUACGAAGAAAUUGCUACAACUAGGGUGUGAGAAAGCAACCUCGUGUAAGGAUGCAACACAUUUGAUCAUGCCAAACUUAGUGCGAACUUUGAAGCUUAUGUGUUGUUUGUCUAGUUGUCAGUAUAUUGUUUCGGUGGUGUGGGUUCACGACAGUCAUGCUCAAAAUAAAAUUUUGGAUGAAAAACCGUACAUUUUAGAUGAUCCAGCUUUUGAGAAGAAAUUUGAUUGUAACAUUCCUAAACUUCUCGAAAAACCCAACCGACGGGAACUGUUCAAGGGCAUAACUUUUUUUAUGACUCCUGGCAUCAACCCGUCUCCAUCAGCUCUCGCUGAAAUGAUUGAAUGUGCUGGCGGAACAGUGGAGAAGAGACGGAAGGCCUUGCGUAACUAUGCCCUAGAAGCACGACAGGAUGGUCGGCGUUUUGUUAUAAUUUCGGUGAAACAUGAUAUGCAUCUUCUCCUGCAGUGUUUUCCCUCUGGUUAUGAAGUGUACAAUUCUGAGUGUGUUAUGGGAUCUAUCAUGAGGCAAGAGUUGAUGUUCAGCUAAAUGGAAACACACACAACGUCUGCCAAUGUACUGAGAAAGUGACCUUAUGAAGCAGAAAAAAACACCAAUCAAAAUAUUUUAUGUACUUCAGAGGCAAAUCACAGGCUUUAACAGGCAUCAUAAACCAGAGAGUAGGCACUUUUUUAUAUUGUACAUGUUUUACUGUUUGCAUAGCUUUAAUGUUGAAUAUUUUAAAGUUUAUGUUGUAGCCUGUAAAGGGGUUAUGUAACUGUUGAAAAAUAAUGUAUUUUAGUAUAGACGCAGAGCUGUAGAGGGUAAGAAUUAUUGCUGCUGUGUUUUAAAUAGCAUCUCCUCUAUGGGAUGUAGUCUGAUGCAGUACCCAUGCUAGUGUGUAUAACUUUGCAAAACUGUGAUCUCAGUUUGAAUUGAAUUUCAAUGAAAGAUUGCAGUUUAACAGCAAAAGGGUGUCUAUAUUUUUGAUUUGCAGAAAUUACCUCCAAUUUUACCAAAGAAUAAUUUAAAACAUCCCAUAGGUUGUGCUUACUUAAGUAAUGAAGAAUUUAAGUAGUGAAGAUUAAUAAUAUAUAGGACUCCAAGGGUCUCUUUCAAUAAUAGUCAGUUGCUUAUUUGCGUAGAUUGGAGACGAAAAGUCACUAACAAAACACUGUGCAAUGUUCAUGUAUAAAGCUAAAGGAUGAUUCAGUUUCAAAAUGUGUGCAACACUUUUGAUGAGGAAAAGCCAUUAAAUGAGAUGCUCAACAAUGAAAUACUUUUAUUCUCAUAGGAGUUUACAUUUCCAAUCAUCAAAUGUCCAUAAUGCUUUCUGGAGGGACAUUUUCUGUACUCGCUUUCAGUUGUAUCCUUUUUUUCAACUACUAUGUGGAGCACUGUCAAGUAUGCCUUAUUAUUGGACAGAAGACAGUCUAACAGUUUCAAAAUUUUCUGCAUUAUUGUUUUUUCUUGUGAGUCGCUCUUUUCAAUAUGUGUUUUAAGACUGUUUUGUCUAUAUAUGACAUGUAUUUUAGUUUGAAGACUGAUUUUCUUUUGAAACAUAAAACAUUUUGUCAGCCACUUUGCAAAAUGUUAGUACAUUUCUAGUGUUGUUAUUUACCUUAUAACAUUGUUGCUAUUAAAAGUCUUGAAUUUAAAUUAUCAUGACAAAAAUAUUCUUAUUUUAAUAUGACAUAAAUCAUUUUUAAAUGUGACAAGAAGAGAGUCAUUUUGUAAAUGUUCGUGAAUGCAAUGAAAGUGACUGAUAAACUUAUGCAAAAACAAAGGUUUCAAGAAAUCAGAUUCCUGGGUCAAAAGUAUGUGUAACUCAGGUGUGACCACACAGCAGAGCAAACUUAUCAAAGGGAAGAAGUUGUAAAUCCCUUGUUAAUUAAAUUACCAGAGGAGGUUCUUAAAUUGCUUUAUUUAUUUUUAUACUGUGAAAUAGGGAAAUGGGACCAGUCUUAACUGUUUCAUACUAACCACUACAGCAAGGGAAAUGACAGCACUGUAUUUUACAUGAAAUUAAAUAUUAACUCUUUUCUUAAUAAAUUCAUAAAAACAAAGUGGGGAAGCAUAGCACAAUCGAGCUUUAAUUGCUACUGUCAGGUAAAUUAGCUGACUAAUAAUGUUUGCAACUCUAACCUCCUAAAUUGGUGUACUUAGCAAUUGUCGAGCUAGAGCUACAGAUGUUUGCGUACUAAAAUGUGACACAGUUGCUGUCUGGCCAUCAACCAUUCACCUUUUCUAUGCUAAUACAAAUUUACUAUUUUGUACUUUUUUUCAUAAGCUGUGCUACUCAAACUGUACUCUUAUGCAAAUUUAUGGUACCUGGUCCUCAUACACAUUUAACAGAAAAAACAGUGGUGUGAUAAAAAAUUAUUUAAAAGUGGAGAUGAUUAUCUCAUACAAACUUUUUGAAAGUGAUAUCUAUAGUACAGCACAAAAAUGUAAUCUCAUGAACUUAAUUCAGUGUGUUGUUGUGAUCAGCAAGAAUUGAAGACAGGAGGUACUUCUAGACAUCUGUGUUAACUUAUGAGAAGUGAUCAUUCCAUUUACUUGAAAGAAGGAUUUUCUAAGUAAAGGAAAUUUGGUCCUAUGGAUUUUUGAAUGCUGUAAAACUCGUGUGCCAGUCUGUAAUGUUACUGUCCUUAAUUUAUUUGAAAUAUCUCUUUUGUACAAUUGUUUGUUGUUUCUGGUGGCAGUUUAAUAAAAAUGUAAAGUGA
This is a messenger RNA of Schistocerca cancellata (South American locust), 6778 nucleotides long. It is a transcript of the gene Ptip, whose product is annotated as PAX-interacting protein 1. The record is from RefSeq and is a predicted model, not a curated record. Bases 90 to 4601 code for a protein of 1503 amino acids. Lineage: Eukaryota; Metazoa; Arthropoda; Insecta; Orthoptera; Acrididae. Gene Ontology annotation, cellular component: MLL3/4 complex. The transcript has 23 exons.